Messenger RNA from Nymphaea colorata (pocket water lily), 799 nucleotides. RefSeq lists its product as uncharacterized. NCBI's taxonomy places the organism in Eukaryota, Viridiplantae, Streptophyta, Magnoliopsida, Nymphaeales, Nymphaeaceae. The transcript has a single exon. The coding region runs from base 308 to 478 and encodes 56 amino acids. The record is from RefSeq and is a predicted model, not a curated record.
AGGCGUACUCCAACUUCGGUUUGAUCCAUGACAAUCUAAGAAACGAGUCUUCUCGGAUUGAUCCUCCACCAGAUCCGUUCUACGCCUCCUCAGAGGUCAGAACCUUGCGGAAGAAGUCACCACUGCGGUUAGCGUUGACCCCUCUCUCUCUCUCGCGCUCGCUUAAAUCGAUGUGUCCCCUCUUUGGUGGUGGUAUUGAUCUGCGUCAAGGCAGGAGGAGACGGGCUCGGGACGAGAAGAAGAGGUCGCAGGAAGAAAUUUCGCUACCUUUGUGUGCGUACCGAUCGAUAGUGAUACGUUGAGGAAGAUGGGAAUCAUCAGGAGCAGCUUCUCGUUUAUGUUCGGCACCGUAUGCGGCGUUUAUAUAGCCCAAAACUAUAACGUCCCCAACAUCAAGCGGCUCUUUGACACCGGCAUCUUCAUGGCCAGACACAUCGAGGAGAGCUACCGGAAGCCCAAGAAGAAGGACGAUGACUAGCGCAAGCUGUAUGGGUGGAGUGCUGAGGUCUGACGUCUCCUUUCAGUUUCUUCUUCUUUUCUAUUGUAUGGGGGAAACGAUAUUCUUUCUUCGUUUUCUCUGCCACUUUCCCUUGUUCGUAUUAACGGUUAUGGCUUGUGGGUGGGUGUUAAGAAGCCCCGAGUCUCCCGUGUUUGAUUUUGAGUGAAUUGAUUCUUGGGUUGCCGCUGCUCUGGAUUAUUGGCCAUUUGCGAGAGCGAAUUCAUGAAGCAACUUAUUUGGGUUUGUCACUCGCAGGAGAAUUUAUGUAUAUAGUUUCUAUUAACUUGAAUCGUGGUUUUA